Messenger RNA from Penicillium antarcticum, 1200 nucleotides. RefSeq lists its product as uncharacterized. The coding region runs from base 1 to 1200 and encodes 399 amino acids. The record is from RefSeq and is a predicted model, not a curated record. The transcript has 3 exons. Lineage: Eukaryota; Fungi; Ascomycota; Eurotiomycetes; Eurotiales; Aspergillaceae.
AUGGCUACACGAACAUCAUCGCGACGUGCGGCUCAGAAGGCCAAGGAAGCCAUUGCGACCUCUGCCGAGCCGUCUAAAGCGGCUUCCCAAGGCACCAAGCGGAAGGCUGUAACCGAGAAAGCUCCAAAGCUCAAGAAAGAGAGGACCGAAGAUGUGAAACCAGAAGACAUCAAAUCAGAACAAAAGCUGGAAGAAGUAGCACCGAGCGCAAUGGAAAUUGCCCCCCCAACGCCAGAGUCAGUCAAAGCACCAAAUGAAACGGACAAGAUAUCUGGAACCCAGCCCGAUGAAAAGCCGUUCAAGCAAACGGAAAGCAUUGAUGCGGGCAUCCGUAAGUCCGAGGCAAGAGAAGACGUGGUACCCUCCAUCAUCCUCGAGAAGGGUUUCAUAUACUUCUUCUUUCGACCACGCGUCAACAUAGAAGAGCCCCACGGCAUUGAAGACAUUGCCCGAAACUUCUUCGUGCUGCGUCCAACCCCAUUAGGCGCAAAAUUCGAUCACGGCCAAGGCCCCGUGGCUAAAGACGCCCAGUGUCGCUUGAUGAUACUUCCGAAGAAGAAAUUCCCAACAUCUGGCAGGGAGAGAUAUAUGGGCUUUGUCGAGAAGUCUGGCCAAUCUAUGCAAGCACUACAUGAAAAAUUCAUUGCUGGAAAGACAUACCAGACCAAGACUAUGGGUGAACGUCACACCGAGGAAGCCACACCUUACGCGGAAGGUGUCUACGCGAUUACCUCCACACCGCGAGCCUCCCAUCUUGCGUAUAUCCUGACCAUCCCUGCUGAAUUGGGAGCUGUUCAAGAAGAGUUUGGUCUUUAUGAACGCGGAAGUUGGCUUGUUCAGUCUAAGAAUCCUAAGUAUCCUGGUCCACCGAUUGGGCAGUUACCAAAGGACCCAGAGUAUCCCCAGUCGGUACUUGAAAAGUUCGGAGAUCUCCGAUGGGUGCCUCUGAAACCAGAAUUCUUGGACUAUUCAAACGCCCAAUUUCUUAUGAUCGGCGCGGCGCAGAAUACUCUUGGUAAAGCCGCUACUUCACAGGGUGAGAAAUCGCCUCACGAAGAGGAGCCCGGUGAGGAGUUAGAGAAAUUGGAAGGUGAAAAUGAAGAACGAAUCCAUGCUCUACAGGGAGACGCAACUGUCUACCAAGACCUGGGAUAUGACGCGAAAAGUUACCCGAAAAUGCCGACAACUUGGAACACUUGA